UAAUUACAUUAGUAUAUUUUUCUUUCAGAUAAGUUGGCAGAGGAAUACAAUUCAUCGAAUACUCUGAAUGUGAAAGCUGUGUCUGAGACCCCUGCAGUGCCCUCGGUGUCUGAAGAUGAAGAUGAUGAAGAUGAUGCAGCUCCACCCCCUGUGAUAGCUCCACGACCUGAACACACCAAAUCUAUAUACACCCGCUCUGUGAUAGACCCCCUUCCUCCUCCUACCAGAGAUGUGGCCACCUCUCCUAUUUCUUCUCCCUCGGAAAACAGCACAGCAACACCCGACAUGCUGAUCAGGAAUGCGGAGAAACAAAAGAAAAAGCCAAAAAUGUCAGAUGAAGAGAUUUUGGAAAAAUUAAGAAGCAUCGUGAGUGUGGGUGAUCCAAAAAAGAAGUACACGCGUUUUGAGAAGAUUGGACAAGGGGCCUCAGGUACAGUUUACACAGCAAUGGAUGUAGCUACAGGACAGGAGGUUGCAAUCAAGCAGAUGAAUUUGCAGCAGCAGCCCAAAAAGGAAUUGAUUAUCAAUGAAAUCCUCGUAAUGAGGGAAAACAAAAACCCCAACAUUGUCAACUACUUGGACAGUUACCUUGUAGGAGAAGAGCUCUGGGUAGUCAUGGAGUACUUGGCAGGAGGCUCCCUAACAGAUGUUGUCACAGAGACCUGCAUGGACGAAGGACAGAUUGCAGCUGUGUGCCGAGAGGUAAAGCUGUGCUCGCCCUGAGUGAGCUGUGAGGGG
Molecule: messenger RNA, 738 nt
Organism: Meleagris gallopavo (turkey)
Lineage: Eukaryota; Metazoa; Chordata; Aves; Galliformes; Phasianidae
Source: RefSeq, a predicted model, not a curated record